Molecule: messenger RNA, 1008 nt
Organism: Scleropages formosus (Asian bonytongue)
Lineage: Eukaryota; Metazoa; Chordata; Actinopteri; Osteoglossiformes; Osteoglossidae
Exons: 8
Coding region: 1-1008 (335 amino acids)
Biological process (GO): response to bacterium
Source: RefSeq, a predicted model, not a curated record
AUGGGAAACCACAAGCUCAAAUGUCAACACAGGCAAAAGCACAAGAUUCACGUCCACAGUACCAUCACAGAGCUGAAGGACCCUGCACACAACUGCAGCGACCAGGUGCCAAUUUUGACCUGUGAGACUAACGAAGCAGAUCAAAUUCGUGAUGAUUUUCAGAACAGGGUUUUCCACUCAGCAAAGCUUGGGCACAACGUAACUCUGAAUGGAAAACUGCACCUCGGGAUAUCCGAAACAAAACAUGAGGACACCGCAACAUAUUACUGUGGCUAUGUGUUCUUGACCUACAUGAAGUUUGGAGCUGGAAUAUUCUUAAUGCUUACAGGCACAGAUUCCAGCAGCAGGACUGUGGUGCAGCAGGUGGUGUCAGACCCAGUGCAUCCAGGAGACUCUGUGACUCUGCAGUGUACAGUAGACAGUGAGACCUGUGCAGGAGAACACAGUGUUUACUGGUUCAGACACGGCUCGGGAGAAUCCCUUCCGGGACUCAUUUACACCCAUGGAAACAGGAGUGAUGAGUGUGAGAAGAGCCCUGAGGCUGGGUCUCCUACACACGGCUGUGUCUACAGCCUCCCCAAGAGGAACCUCAGCCGCUCCGAUGCUGGGAUUUACUACUGUGCUGUGGCCACGUGUGGGGACAUACUGUUUGGAAAUGGGACAAAACUGGACAUAGACACAGGAUAUAAGUCUACAUGGGAAUUUAAUUACAUUGUGCUUCCUUUGGCUUUGCUGAACAUCAUAUUUGCAAUUGUAAUCUUUCUCCUUGUAUUGAAAAUACUCAAGUGUCACAGUGCCAGGGGCAAAGAAGAAACAGGGCAUACAGCAAAGAAUGAAAGUGCCCAGUAUUCCAACAUUUCUGAUAUCAUGCGGGAGCCGAAUCAAGAAGCUGAUCUUUUACAAUAUGCAGCCGUAAAUAUAUCACAGAAGAACAAGCCCAAGUCAAAGUGCAGGGAAAAUGUUGUCUAUUCGGAAGUCAGUUACCUUCCACAGGACUGGUCACAGUAA